GUAGAUAUAUUUCAAUACAAAAUAAUUAUUAUAUGCUGAAUUGUAUUUAUAGGUAAUCGCUGUCAAACUCAAGGUUGAUAUACAUAUAUGUAUAGUUUGUUCGAAUAAUGUAUUAGAUACUACCUAUUUUGUGAGUUCUCUGUGAUUAUACUAUUGAACAAUAAUAUAUAAUUUUUAAAUUGUUCAUGUAAUUUGUUUAGAUUUUUUUCAACUGAUAUUUUUUAUUACUGUAUGAUAUAUAUCACUAGAUCAGUUUACACUGUACAUUAAAUCAAAAUAAAAUAUAGAACAAAUCAUAAACAAUUUCAGGGCUAUAACAGACAACCGUGAGUACCACAUGAACAUAAAUAUUGAUUCUUGUCGUUAAAUAUUGUGCGUGUUUUUGUAUUAAGAAGAUCAGUUUUUAUCUGUUAAAAAUUGAAUUCUCAAGGUCUACGAACUUCCAGCAGAAUAAUGCCAAAUCAAAAAAGGUACAAAUACACAAUAUCCUCAAAUAACGGGAUUCUAUCAUCGGAACAAAGGGAUUUUUUUGAAAUUAAUGGAUAUAUUAUCAUAAGACAAUUGAUAAACGAAACAUUAUUGGAUCGAUUCAAACAAAGAUUCAUCGACAUAUGCGAAGGUAAGGUUAAUCGAGGAGGAAUAACCGUGAUGAAAGAUAUAUCAUCGGUUAAAAUAAAUCGAGAAGCAAUUUCCAAAGAGCGUAUCGUUAAUAAAAUUCAAGACAUAGUAUGGGAUGAUGUAUUCGAACAGUACUUUCUACAUCCAGAAUUACUCGAUUAUGUUCAAUGUUUUACGGGAAACAAUAUAAUGGCAAUGCAUUCAAUGUUAAUAAACAAACCUCCAGACACUGGCUCGAUGACUUCAAGACAUCCAAUGCAUCAGGAUUUACAUUACUUUGCAUUUCGCCCAGCAGACAGAAUCGUAGCAACGUGGACAGCCAUGCAAACGGUCACAAAAGCCAACGGGUGUCUGUUUGUUUUGCCCGGUUCGCAUGUACACCCGGGUAAACUUCUUCCACACGAAUAUCCGGAAUGGAAAGGCGGCGUGAAUAAAGGUUUCCACGGGAUUACCGGGUACGAUAGUCACCAGAAAAAAUAUUUGGAUAUGAAUCCUGGUGACACGGUACUUUUUCACCCAUUACUAAUACACGGAUCUGGACCGAAUACGUCGCAAGAAACAAGAAAAGCAAUUUCUUGUCAUUUUGCAUCCUGUGAAUGCCAGUAUAUAGAUGUGACUGGUACAACGCAACAAAAUAUCGCUAUUGAAGUCAAAGAAAUAGCACGUCGGAGAGGUUUCAAUGACAUGGACUUCAAAGACUUUUGGAAGUUUCGAAGUCGACUUGUACGUGGAUUGAAAAUGCAUUUAUAACGCACCCAAAUUACCUGCGAAUACAUAAUAAAACUAUUUUACAAAAUUAUGUUUAUAGAGUUUUGCCAACAUAAUAUUAUCAUUAUAACAAUUUUAAUAACUUUAUUCAUCACACCUAUCUGCUAUGAUAAUUAUAUACCUACCU
Messenger RNA from Metopolophium dirhodum (rose-grain aphid), 1513 nucleotides. RefSeq names its product phytanoyl-CoA dioxygenase, peroxisomal-like. Gene Ontology annotation, molecular function: phytanoyl-CoA dioxygenase activity. Bases 454 to 1368 code for a protein of 304 amino acids. The record is from RefSeq and is a predicted model, not a curated record. The transcript has 8 exons. NCBI's taxonomy places the organism in Eukaryota, Metazoa, Arthropoda, Insecta, Hemiptera, Aphididae. Gene Ontology annotation, biological process: fatty acid alpha-oxidation.